Messenger RNA from Etheostoma spectabile (orangethroat darter), 4493 nucleotides. RefSeq names its product far upstream element-binding protein 2. Bases 455 to 2245 code for a protein of 596 amino acids. Gene Ontology annotation, molecular function: RNA binding. Lineage: Eukaryota; Metazoa; Chordata; Actinopteri; Perciformes; Percidae. The transcript is spliced from 18 exons. Gene Ontology annotation, biological process: regulation of DNA-templated transcription. The record is from RefSeq and is a predicted model, not a curated record.
AAUGCACCUUCCCGGCCGCCGUCAUGUCUCUGGUGUACCCGUUACUAUCUUGACUUUACUCGUGCGCAGAUCCCGUGUUUUGGCUGCUUUUUCCUCGCCUGUUUUUUGGUCAACAUGUCGGAAUACAAUGUGGUGCCGCCACCCGGAUCCGGGGCCCCUCUCGGCGGACAGGCGGGUCUUGGGAACGGAGCUGGAGACAUCAAGAAAGAUGCGUUUGCGGACGCGGUGCAGCGGGCCCGGCAGAUUGCAGCUAAGAUCGGGGGUGAUGCUGGUCCUCCCAUGAACAACAACACUGCAUCUGAUGGCUUUCCAUUCACUGCACAGAAACGACAGCUGGAGGAUGCAGGUAUCGUGACUGCACUGCUCAGUGCGCAGUCUCCUUGAUCUACUGUGGCUUGGGUUGUGCUUCAUUUGUGCGUGACAGUGAGUCGCUUUGGACAAAAGCGUCUGCCAAAUGAAUACAUGUAAAUAUGAACCGGAGAGCAAGAAGCUGGCUGCACAGAAUGACUUAGAUUCAGCCAAUGCAUUGUCUAUUGGUGCACAGCUAGCUGCUCUUGCACAACAAAGGCCCGCCUACAGCACAGAGGAGUACAGUGUACCAGACAGCAUGGUGGGACUCAUUAUUGGUCGUGGAGGUGAACAGAUCAAUAAGAUUCAACAGGAGUCAGGUUGCAAGGUUCAGAUAGCUCCAGACAGCGGAGGCCUUCCAGACAGGAGAGUCUCUCUCACGGGUUCUCCAGACUCCAUACAGAAUGCCAAGGGGCUGUUGGAUGAGAUAGUCUCACGAGGGAGGGGUACACCCCCUUCUUAUCACGAGUCCACCAACGGGCAGAAUGGUACGGUGCAUGAGAUGAUGAUUCCAGCUGGCAAGGCUGGUCUUGUCAUUGGCAAAGGAGGCGAGACUAUCAAACAGCUACAGGAGCGGGCCGGGGUGAAGAUGAUCCUGAUCCAGGAUGCCUCUCAGGGACCCAACGUUGACAAGCCCCUUCGCAUUAUCGGAGAACCCUACAAAGUCCAGCAAGCCCAGGAGAUGGUGCAGGAGAUUCUGAGGGAGAGAGACCACGGUGGCUUUAGUGAAAGAAAUGAUUUUGGCCCCCGAAUGGGAGGAGGCAUGGAUAUCCCUGUACCAAGACACUCAGUCGGUGUUGUCAUCGGGCGCAAUGGGGAGAUGAUUAAGAAAAUACAGAAUGAUGCUGGAGUUCGGAUACAGUUUAAACAAGAUGACGGGACUGGUCCAGAUAAGAUUGCUCACGUCAGUGGUCCCCCUGACCGCUGCGAGCACGCUGCCCAGAUCAUCAACGACCUGCUGCAGAGCAUCAGAGUCAGGGAGGAGGGACAGGGGGGUCCCCCAGGUCCUCCAGGCAUGCCUGCAGGCAACAGGGGCCGAGGUGGGGGACAAGGCGGCUGGGGGUCCCCUGGAGGGGAAAUGACCUUCUCUAUUCCUGCCCACAAGUGUGGGCUAGUGAUUGGCCGAGGAGGAGAGAACGUCAAGUCCAUCAACCAGCAGACAGGGGCGUUUGUAGAAAUCUCUCGACAGCCGCCCCCUAACGGAGACCCCAACUUCAAGCUUUUUAUCAUUCGGGGCUCACCGCAGCAGAUCGACCACGCCAAGCAGCUUAUUGAGGAGAAGAUUGAGGGUCCUCUGUGUCCUGUGGGUCAGGGGCCAGGUGGACCAGGACCUGCUGGUCCAAUGGGUCCCUUUAACCCUAACCCAUACAACCCCGGACCGCCUGGGGCACCCGGACCACCACAUGGUGGUCCUCCAGGUCCUCACCAGUACACCCCUCAGGGCUGGAGCAACACCUUCCAGCAGUGGCAGCCUCAGGCACCCCAUGACCCCAGCAAGGCAGCAGCCAAUGACCCCAACGCAGCCUGGGCGGCCUACUACGCUCAGUACUACCAGCAGCCGUCGGGGGCUGUGCCAGCCCAGUACCCUGCUAACCCAGCUGGAGGUGCCCAAACUUCAGGGGACCAGACCCAGCCUGCCCAGACGGCGGGGGGCCAGCCAGACUACACCAAGGCCUGGGAGGACUACUACAAGAAGAUGGCCCAGGCAGGUGGCUCUGUCCCUGCGACGGCAGCCGCAGGAGGAGCAGCAGCUGGAGGAGCAGCAUCCACAACGGGGGGCCAGCCGGACUACAGCGCAGCCUGGGCAGAGUACUACAGGCAGCAGGCUGCAUACUACGGACCAACAGGACAGGCCCCCAGCCAGCCAGCCACUCCCCAGCAAGGACAGACGCAGUGAGAGUUCAUGGCAGAAGGUCUUGGGAGAGAAUCGGGAAGACGGGAUAAAGAAUGACGACCCUGAACUUAAGGCCAGAAUCUAGCCUGUUUUUUUUUAUUUCUUGUGAGGGGAAAUGAAAAUCUUUCUCAUCACCAAACACCACCUGGACACUUUUUAAUAAAAAUGUGAACUGAACAAACAUUCUAGUGCUGUGCCGCUGAGGGGAGGGAGAAGACUGAUAAUCUCACCAUGACAGGGAAAAUGGCUUCUUAAUGCCUCUACAUACAUUUAUAUAUGCCAUUAUGAACAUGGAAGCCUUGAAACGCUUACUUUAUUGCAGAGAAAUUGCCAAUAAAUCUAUCUCAUCUUCCUUUAAUUAACUUCUUAAGACUUCCCAUUUUUAAAGCACUUCAUUCCCAUGUGUUAUAUAUACUGCAUUUCCUGAACAUAGCUAUUAGGAAUAUAAUCACAUUUGCGUAAGUGUUUAGAUUAUUUUUUUUUUCUAUGAAAUUGUCACCUUUCUCAGCUGAGGCUUGCAUGAUAUUUUUUACAAGUUUUACAGUGUACAAAUGAAAUACUAAAGUGCUCAUUCCUGCAUGUGGGCUGACUAAUUGCUGAAAGCUGCUAGAGGUAGAUGACAAAACACUUCAAAUGUAAGGCACCUAAUAAAGAACAGCUUCAGUUGGUCUUCUGAUAACAUGCAAGUUAUGUGAAAACUGAUUUAAUUAGGGAGGCCACAUCUGGCGGCAAAUCUCCCUUCAUUUCAGAAAACAACAAACUUUGAGCUAGCAAGCUACACGCUGAAAAAGUUUAUGAAGAAAAUUUGGUUGGUGCACUAAGACAGGCCUGCUUGGUUCUUUCGGGUAAUGAUUGUAAAGAUUUACAAAGAAAAUGUUCACGGCAUUUACAGCGUUUACGUUUUCGGACCGAUUGGCUGGGAUUUGCUAUGGACAAAAUAAACACUGUGAUACACUGGUAAGAGCAAAUUUCAUUUAACCAUGUAUCCAGCUAAUUUAAAUAGCUCACAUUACUAUAUUGGGUAAACAGUCAACUUCAUUUAAUAUUUUAUGUGGCAUUUUUGUUUUUUUGCGGGGAGAAAAUGUGCCACUGAAUCAAGUUCCUUCCCGAGACCCUUUUUCAGUUCCACCUUCUUUGUGGCCGAAACUUAGCGCCGCCCAAAAUGAUUGUGAUUGGUUUGAAGAAUAUGAAACAACUCCGCGUUUUUUUUUUCUCCUAUCCAGGAAUGUAUGUGUGGAGGGGCCGGACCUUACUAGCGCUGUGGAGAUAGGUCUGGCAAUGUGAGACUACCAGUGUGAAGAUCACUACAUAAAGCAAUGUGUUUGGUUUAUGCUGCCAUGAUUUAAGACUUUUCUUCUUUCCUCAAUUUAUUUUUCAUCGUUGUCACACACCCAUCUGCUUUUAAAGCACCUUAUUUUCCUCUUGAAAUGUCCAUUCAAGAGAUGGGAAAACAUGCUUUAAAAAAACAUUUAUUUGGGUAUUUUAGGCCUUUAUCUCCGCAGGCCAGAUGAAGACACAAAAGGGCCGACAUGCAGCAAAGGGCUGCAGGUCAGCGGCCGCUGCGUCGAGGAAUUAACCUUCUCUUAAAUAUGUGUGCCCGCUCUACCAAAUGAGCUAACACGGCCACAGGAAAAGAAGUUUUUUUUUUUUUUUUUUAAAUGUGACUAGCUUGGUGUGAACAAUCCUAGUUAUCAUAUUUUAUAUUUUUUAGAAAUCUUAUAAGGGAUUGUCAGACCAAACGUAUACUGCUCGUGGGCAUUCACUUUUAGGCUUCUGCAUAUUUCUUUUUAUCAUGUAGUGACUUUCAUGUGGAGGUUGUGUCCCCCUCUGUGAUUCAUACAGCUGCAGGUUCUUCUACACUGGGAGCUUGGUAAAAUUCACUACACAUUCAAACCAUGCUGUUAUUAUCUCAAGGUUGCAAGGAAUUGCUUUUAAGUUUAUAUACUUUAGUUUUAAUGGAUGCCAACAAGAAUGUGUUGAUCUUUUCUCCUUCCCACAGUCAUUGUGUGUAACAGAAUGAAUUGUAGUCUUCGAAUGUGUUUCACUUUAAGAUAUAACGUAUAUGUACAUAUAUAUUCAGCAAUAUAAGGCUGUUGGUUUUGGUUGGCAGAGAUGUAUCAGGUAUGAAUCUUGUAUUCUGAAUGGCAGCUGUAAGCCUGCCUUUGGCAGCAGUAUUGAUAUUGUUAAUAGAUGACCACCACCACCAGCAAUACUCUGAAUUAAAAUGGGGAAAAUGUCAAUUACUUUAAAA